Messenger RNA from Pan troglodytes (chimpanzee), 7063 nucleotides. RefSeq lists its product as uncharacterized. NCBI's taxonomy places the organism in Eukaryota, Metazoa, Chordata, Mammalia, Primates, Hominidae. The coding region runs from base 3811 to 4674 and encodes 287 amino acids. The transcript is spliced from 2 exons. The record is from RefSeq and is a predicted model, not a curated record.
CGAAGGAGGAGCCUUCUGUGGCAGCACGUCGAACUCCGGGCUAAGGCCAGUCCUCGCCACGGGGUCGACAGGAUGGUAUCCGGAGGCCAGGAUUCGCGGAGGGUCGACCAGGAGGAAGAAACCUCAGGAGGAGCGCCUGGGAAGCACCGCAGGAUCCCAGGCUCAGGCCUGAGCGAACGGUGUGCCGGUGAGUUUCCCCAAAAGUCGUGUCUUUGCGAUCUCGAGGACAGGUCUGCUUGUAUGCCCAAGGGCUGCUCUCUCACCCCAGGGUCGUUGUCGCGGAAAGCAGAACCCAGAGGCUUCAGGGGCUGCCUGAGGGUGAAUGUUACUGUGCCACUGCAGUGUGUCUGGGUUCUGUCUCUUUCUUUCUCUUAUUUCUCUCUGUCUCCUUUCUCUAUCGAUCUCUACCUGUUUCCGUCUGUGUGUGCUCGUGUGCGUGUGUGUUUGGAUGCAUAUGCGCUGUAGAGCAGUUUCUUGUACGGCCUUUCUUCUGGUGAGCCUCUCCCCGCGUCUCUGCCUGGGUCAUCUGGCCGGUUAUCAUUCGUUUUCCCGGUGGUUCCAGUUUGGGUUCGUGACGGCCUGGACAACGUGGGGAGUUGCGUCGGACCCGCAGGGGAUUAAAUCGGCUCCCCAUCGUGAGCGGGCUCAUUGCUAGUAUCAAGACGACCACACUCCAGCAAAGGACAAAAUUCUCACAGAAGCUCAAUAUCCACCUGCAUGAGAGGUGCCCAUCGACCUCAAAGAAGAUGGGUCUCACUCCUCUCGCCCUAUGCCCUCAUUGAGAUAUCUAGACACUGCUGGAAACAAGGAAAGAAAAGAACGCCCGGUACUGGAUGUAGCAAGCAUCUCUGCACUCGAAUACUGGCCUUCUUGGCCAAAUCACCGGUUUGGCACUCAUUCACACAUGCCCAAGGUGGUGGGCUCUGGCCUCUGCUCUGUCCUCCCUCUUGCUCUGUCUGCCCUGUUUCUGAGAAGCCUAGAGGCUUCUUUGGCUGAAUGUCUUCAACAAAGAAGACUUCCCAGUCCAUCAGGGAGAAACUUCGUGAGGAUGGGUUUCAUGAUUGUUUCCCUCUCCAAACCUAUUUCUGGAUGAUUGGGCAGGAAGCCCGGAGCUCUGGGCUUCCAUACCUGUCUGGGACAAGGAAGCUCCCUUGGUAUCCAUGUCACAAGUGAUGGCUGCCUGACUGGUACAGGAAGAGCAGGAGGCGAAGGUGGCUGGCCUCUUACCUUCUAGGAAAUGUGGUGUUGUAUCAUACCUGCCUUUCCUCUCUGAUUCUUCAGGGCCAUCUGGCUCCUCUGCUCCUGGGGAAAGUGCCUUGAGGCACUGAAUCUCCUGGCUGCCACGGAUGUCAGGAAGCAAAAGGGACAGGGUUUUGCUGGGUGCAGGAGAGGCAGCAUCAGUGGUACCUACCCAGUGGCGGCGUGAAGUUGAGGUGUAUUUUGUCGAAACCUCUCGGCUCCUCUGGCAGGCGUCCCUGAAUGUGGCUUGGACUCGGGCACAGGCCCUGUCUCGCAGGUUUUCCGGUGUGCUAGGCUUUUCCUCAGCUUUGUGCAGGAGGUCUCCAGUGGUCCGCGGGCGCAUCCCGGAACACCACUGUCCGUCUCAGCAUCUCUCCAUACGGCCUCGGAGACAGAAGCUCACUCCAUCUGCUCUUCGGGGAUGCCAGUGCCACCUGUGGUCCCACUGGCUCCCCCUCGGACUCGCCUGUCUCUCUCUGCACAUGUCAAGCAAAGCAGCGUAGGGAUUCCGGACCCGCUGGGCCUUAAAGAUUAAAGCAGGCCACCGUUUCACCAAAGAAAGUGGGAGCCAGUGGACUCACGGGUCAGUGUAAUUUCAGUAGACACCACAUCUUGGGGCCCAUGGGAUCUUUCUGUGCCCCAGCGAGACCUUUCCCACCUCACUACAUCAUAACGCCAUUACUGAUCACCGGGUCGGAUCCAUAAUCAGAUCCGAAGAGGACUCCGGAGAGGCCAGCCGGCGCCCUGAAGCUACUCCGCCACUGGGAAUUGAAGCAGAAGACAGAUCAAGGAGGUCUUGACCACGGGAAUCCCAUGGGUCCGACCCUGGGUCUCCCACAUGAAGCUCUCCCAUUCCUCACCCCACACGAUACCUCCAACACUGCUACGGCCGUCGACACCCCACUCCCAGCAGCAGCAGCGUCGGCGCCAUUUUGCAAAGGAUCCCCGACCUUAGUCUCCGGAGUAACAAGGGUGGGGGGCGGGGGAGUCGGCCUCGCCAGUGCGCAUGCGCGAGGUCCGAGCUGCCGCUUUGGUCACAGGGACCGCCACAGUUGCCCCGGGAUGAUGGGUCCCUGAGACCUGGGAAAGUAGGAGCUCUUUGGGAUAGUGCGUCAGAGUCGGGGUUCAGACCAGUCCUGGGCAGGGAAGUUAACACCGCGGUCUCCGGAACCCGGGAUUCGCGGAAGGUACACCACCAGGAAGAAACAACAGCAGCAAGAAAUCUCAGACAGAUCGCCGGGGAGGCAGCGCGGGAAUCCAGCCUCAGGAGUGCGAAGACGGUGUGCCGGUGAGUCUCCCCAAAAGUGGUGCCCUUGUGAUGUCGAGGACAGGUCUGCCUGUGUGCCCUUGGGGCUGCUCUAUCACCGGUGGGUCGUAGUCACGGAGAGCAGAACCCGGGAGCUUCAGGGGCUGCCUGGAGGCGGCUGUUAACGCUGUAGGUCUGUGUGUCUUACGGGUGUGUGUGUGUGUGUGUGUGUGUGUGUAUGUGUGCGCGGGCGUACGUGUCUGUGUGCCCACUUCUCUCGCUCUCUUACGUCUCUCUCUCUCCCUUCUCUCUCUUUCCCUCGCUCUCUCUUUCUGUCUCUGUGCAUCUGUCUGUGCGUCUCUCUAGGGACACAUGUGCCCUGUACGCCGCAUGCUGGGUUUCUUGCACGUCGGCCUUUCCUGUGGUCAGCCUCUCCCCGCGUCUCUGCCUGGGUCGUGUGGCCGGUUGGCAGUCGUCGUCCCGGCGGUUCCAGUUUGGGGGUCUGUGAAGGCCUGGGCAACGUGGGCAUCGGCGUCGGACCCGCAGGGGUUUUCAUCCCCUCCCCAUCCGGAGCAGCCUCUUCGCUAGGCUGGAUCCAGACGAGCGCUCCCCAACCAAGGACAACGGCCUCCCAGGCGCUCAUUGUCCACCCGCAGGAGGGUGCCCGCAGAGCUUCAAGAAGGUGGUUGUCACGCCUGUCGCCCUCUGCCCUCAUGGAGAAAUGUAGCCACAGCUCGACGCAGGGACGGAGAAGGAAGCCGGCAAGGGAAUGGGGCAAGCAUGUCUGUCUCUCAAAGGCUGGCCUUCCUGGCCGAGUCACCCGUUUGACACUCCUCCCCGGAUGCCGGUGGUGGUGGCGGCAUGGCCCCCCCGUAUCCUGCCUGGGCUCUGGCCUCUGCUCUGACCUCCCUCUUGCUGUGUCUGCCCCGUCUCUGAGAAACCUGGCGGCUUCUUAGUGUGGCUCAGAGUCUUCCACAAAGAAGGCUUCCCCGUCCAUCAGGGAGAAACCUCGUGGGCGUCCGCGUCAUGAUUGUUUCCCUCUCCACACCUCUUUCUGGACGAUUGGGCAGCUGUGGUGAUCCUGGAGCUCUGGGCUUCCAUACCUGUGUGGGACAGGGAAGCUCUCUUGGUCUCCAUGGCCCAAGUGAUGGCUGCACGCUCCGUCCAGGAAGAGGGGGAGGCAAGCCCACCGCUCCUGACAUUGGCCUUCUAGGAAAGGCGGUGUGGCAUCCCACCUGCACUUCCUGUCUGAUUGUUGAGGGCCAACCGCUUCCUCCGCUCCUGGGGAAAGUGCCUUGUAGCACUGAAUCUUUUGGCUGCCACGGAUGUCAGGGAGCCAACGGCACUGGGUUUUGGCUGGGUGCAGGGGAGGUUGCGUCAGGGGUACCGAGCCGGCGGCGGGCUGGGGGUGGGGUGUACUUUGUCCAAACCUCUCGGCUCCUCUGGCGGGCCUCCCUGAACGUGGCCUGGGCUCGCGCACAGGCCCUGUCUCGCAGGUUUUCAGGUGCGCUUGGCUUUUCCUCCGCUUUGUGGGGCAGGUCUCCAGUGGCCCCCGGGGCGCACGCCUGGACAUCACUGUCCGUCUCCUCGUCGCCCCCUACGGCCUCAAAGACACACGCUGCCUGCAUGUGCUCUUGGGGGACGACAGGGCCACGUGUGGUCACACUGGCUCCAGCUCGGACUCGCCUCUGUCUCUCUUUGCCCGUGUCACCGGAAGCCGCGUCGGGAUGCCGGAGCCCCCGGGCCUUGGAGAUGAAGGCAGGCCCCUGCUCCUGCCAGGAAGGAGGGAGGCAGUGGGCUCAUGGGUCGGUGCCUUUGCAGCCGGCAGCACGCCUUGCGGCCCUGGGGAUCUUUCUGUGCCCCGGCGAGACCCUUUCCGCCUCACUGCAUUGGAACCCCAUUCCCGAUCACCCGGUGGGAUCCAUCAUCGGACCCCAAGAGGAGUCCGCGCAGCCCAGCCGGCACCCCGAAGCUCCAUCUUCAGCGGGAACCGAAGCAGAAGAGCGAUCAAGGAGGUCCUGACCACAGGACUCCUAUGGGUCCGACCCUGGGUCUCCCGCAGGCCCCUCUGGCAGUCCUCUUCCCACCCGCCGCCUCGGGCUGCGCCGCAGCCGCCGCCGCCCCAGGCCCCGCAGCCGCCGAGUCGCCGCCAUUUCUUAAAGGGUCCGCAGCCUGACUGUGCGGAGUAAGGGGGGUUGGGGCGGGGGAGUCGGCCUCGCCAGUGCGCAUGCGCGUGUCGCCUCUUGGGUCACAUUGAAAGCCAGCGUUGCCCGGGGAUGGGUCCCUGACACUUGACGAAGUAGGAGCCCUGUGUGAUCGUGCGUCUGAGUCUGGGCUGAGACCAGUCCUGGCCAGGGCAGUUACCAGGACAGUCUCCGGAGGCGGGGAUUUGCGCAGGGUCCACCAGCAGGAAGAAACCCCAGGAGGAAGAAACCUCAGACAGAUCGCCGGCGAGGCAGCGCGGGAUCCCAGCCUCAGGCGUGCGCGGACGGUGUGCGGUGAGUCUCCCCAAAAGUGGCGCCCUUGUGAUGAGGAGGACAGGUCUGCCUGUGUGCCCGUGGGCUGCUCUCUCACCGGUGGCUCUUACUCGCGUAAAGCAGAAGCAGCAGUUUCAGGGGCUGACACUAAGAACAAUGCAUACUGGCAAAGUAAGGUGUCUCACGUCUUUAAUCCCAGCAGUUUGGGAGGCUGAGGCGGAUGGAUCACUUGAGGUCAGGGGAUCACACCAGCCUAACCAACAUGAUGAAACUCCGUGUGUACUAAAAAAAAGUGCAAGACAGUUAGCUCGGUGUGGUGGCAUACGCCUGUAAAUCGGAGCUAUUUGGGAGGCUGAGGCAGGAGAAUCGGUUGAACCCGUGUGGCAGAGGUUGCGGUGAGUGGAGAUUGCGCCACUGCACUCUAGCCUGGGUAACAAGCACAAAACUCUGUCUCAAAAAAAAGAAAAAAAAAUUAACAGUGCAGAGUUAGGCCAGAUUUAUUUUCAGAGUAGGAGGGAAUUUCAAAUUUUGGGUGAAAUGUCCCAAUUGCCGGAAGGUUAAAGUGUUCUCUGAUGUAAAAUUUAGGUCACACUCUAUAAAGCUUCUCCUUGGUCUAUGUGUGAACAGCUAGUCUGUAUCUUCACCUAUGCAUAUUUAAAAAUCAACCUUAAGAAGGCUCUUGGCCACCAUAAUCCUUCCUACACUGUAGCAAGAGCCCAGCCUCAGACUAUGCUUCCUUGUGCCUCCGACUGCAAUGCCUUCCCCCGAAUCUCCAAGGUACCAAACCGGUCAGGGGUAGCUGAGACAGCUCUACUUCUAGGAGUCCUCCCCAAGCCCUUGAAAUCACAGGCAUCUCUGCUGUCCCUGCCCUUCAUCCACAUGACUGAACAAUUAAGCACACACAUCUGUGUAGUUUUAUUUAAACUGUUCCAUGUGUGUUUACAAUUAACAACAUGAAUGGCUGCGGUAUGGAUGCAGCAGAAAGGAAUGCUGAGGGAGGACUCCAGUUAGAAUGAGCCAGUUUUCCAGGACUAGGAAUGAACUUUCCCCAGUACCAACAAGGCAGCCUCCAGGGCAAGAAAUGGUAACAGAAUCCAUCCUGUUGACAGUCAAGAUGGAAUUACAGAGAAUUCUCACCUCUUUUUUGACUCUCAGGUGGAAACCCCCUUCCCAUGGGGUGAAGCACAGUCUGCUCCAGAGCCCCACUGUUGGGGUCGGGGAUGUCACAGAAAUUAACAGGGCAGCCAAUUCCCAUCCAGAGGGGGCCCAGGAUGACCCCGAACCCUCUAGCUCAGCCCCAAGCUCGGGCCAGGGAGUGAAGCCCUUGUCCCCAAGCAACAGAGUGAGGGUCUGUCUCUAACCCGGUGGGCUCCAGUGAAAGGAAAAUGGCCUGGAGGUGCCCACAGGAGGGCGCCCUAGUUCUGAGACAGGUCUACGGCUCCCAGACUGCGUCCCCAUGAGUAACAGAGGGACACGCAGAGGGGCAUACUGAGUGCCUAUAGGGGACUCACGGACUGCAGAUGCACGCUGCGGAACCAGAAGCCGGUCAGGUAAUGAGCUGCAGAGGUGUGGGGAAGACCUGGGUGCCUCCCUGGGUGCCAACCAGCCUAACCAGCCGGGGCCACCAAACAGAAGUGCUUCUGACAUUAACGCGACACACAGAAGGUGUGUAGGGUGGGUAGUGGAAGUGACCGCAGAGGCCUCUGGGGAUUGUAGUUUUGGAACUAGAGAGGCGGGCAAGCAGUUGGCUUCGCCCACACGGUGUGCCUCUCACAUCUGCACAGCGCACACAACCAAGCUUAGGAGCCGACUGUUAAGAUGCCCAAGUGACACGGACAAGUUUCUCCUCUGCAACCCAAUGAGAUCUGCUGACCACGAGAGCAUCGCGGGACCGCCAAAGGAUUCUGGAAAAUGUGGUCCCGGGUGGCCAGUGUGCGCUGACCUUCACCUGAAGGUACGGCUUGAAGGAAACUUCUGGAGGGUGGGGUGGUGUUGAAGAGAAGGCACAGUUGUAACCAUUUUGUUCAACAUGGGCGUUUUCUUUGUGCAUUGAUUUGCAUUUUUAAAGGUAUUCCAUUAAAAAUAUGUUUAUCUAUUUUAA